CGUCAUGUCAUAUCAACCCACAAGUUUUUGAGGCUGGAGCUCAUAGCAGCGAUGACACACAGGUACGGUGAGCAUGUAAAUGAUUCCAAACCUUAAUACACUAAGUUAGAAAUAUUGACCUAACUAAAAUCCACAUUUGAAGUAAAUAAUAACCACAAACUUUAAGUGUUUUUCAAUUAUAGCAUGAGGGAGUUCGGUCUUCUUUCGACGCAAUGCACAAGUCACACAUCAUCAGUACAUUAUCAUAAUGGGACAUAUUCACGAUUUACUUUAAUCGAGAAAAAGGGCGUUAUUUAAUGUGAGAGUAGCUAAAGAAAAUAAACAGUUAAAGGAAGUUUACGAUGCUGUUGUGCGUGGGAUGGACCAAAAUGCGGUCGAAAGAAUGUGCUUUGAGCACGAAAUACCCACACGUUAUUCAGAAGUGCGAUAGUAAGCCUUAUCUUGUAUAAUAUCAUGUGUUUAUGUUUCUGGACUUUAUAUAAUCGUGUCAGAUGAGUUCCGUUCUGAUGUCUCCUUAAAAUGGAAACCCAGCUGACAAGCCAAGCCCUGGAAUGCUGCGAUAAGUAACUCGUUCAACGAUCUCCACGCCUUAGUUUAAACUCACAUCAGUUACAAGCAGUUCAACCAAGCACAGCAGUCAGCCAUGGACACUACUAUAGCGGCUAAACCUGACAAUACUCAAGGAAAAAAGAAAACAAGGAGGCGAGGACCUCGUUUGACCGGAGUCAGUCGACAAAGACGAAUGGCUAACGCACGUGAGAGGAGCCGCGUGCAAACCCUUAAUGCACACAUUGAGAGGUUGAGGGAUCUAAUUCCACUUUUUCCUGGGGAGAAGAAACCCUCCAAAACGGAGACCAUCAGACUGGCAGCAGUAUACAUUUCCUGUCUGACUGAGAUUCUCGAGAACACACCGGAAGGUUUGGAAAGAAUUAACCCAGACGAGCUACUUCCAAGCCUUCCAGGAUUUGAAGAUGGUUGGAGUCUCUCUGCAAAUCUUCCACGAUUCUGCUUUGACUCGUUCUCUGAUAAUGAAGGUACAUAUGCACCUUGAAGUUUUCACUCAAUUAUUUGUGACGGGGGCCGGGGAUAAGUGUCAUCAGCUCGAAAAUCUGGGAGGUCUGAUAGUUUUACAGUUCUCGUCCGUCAUUUUCAAAAAUCGUGACGGAGUGUAAAUUGUUGUUGAACUUUUUUUCCAAAUUUUCAAUGCAAAUAUUUAUGAAUCCGUGAGUUCGGGAAUUGAAUGAUGUGUACAAAGAUAACAGUAGUCCGUUUUGAAACAUGUUUACUAACAAUAAUUCGGUUUUCAUUGUUAAUGUAAACAAUAUGUAUUAUCAUUUUUAACACUUCCUCUCUUAGUUGUCGCGGAUUGGAUCCGCUCUUGUUGACUUCCAAUCAAACCUUAAACGGUCCCUCAAGCAAAAAUCGAAAAAAAAAUUGAACUUUCAUUGAAAUGUUGCUUGAAAGUGAUCGCACAUUAAUUUGUUGAUCUCUUAUCACGAAAGGCUUAUGGUGAAAUCCUAAAAGCUGUAUUUGUUUUGUUUUGUUUUUAGUUUAUAUGAAUGCAUCUUUUAUUCUAAUUUUUUUCAGACAGCUUACUGGACCUCGACCUUGGUGAAUACCUUUGGGAGGAAUACGAGUAGCACUCCCUUGUGUGGGGGAGCACAAAGGUUUCACAGCCAUUAAACAUGAUCCACAGGACACUUUUAUUUCAAAUCUUUCAUCCUUGUACGACAAACCACUUAUCGGUAAAAUUAUCACCUAUUUUAUCAAGUAUCUGGGACAAUCUUUGGAAUGUGUGAAUAAGGCACACAAUGACUCCAAGUGGUGAUUCCUUAUGUGGCCAGUUGGUGAAAAGAAGUUAUGUCACGGUAGUUGAGCAAUUUCCUACCACGCGUAACAUCACGCGGAUACCUCAACCCCAACUAUGAGAAGAAAAAUUGAUUGACACUUAAAUGAGAUAGUAAAGCACCAAUUAGAUUACUAUAAGCUAAAAUGAAAAAAGGAAUUUUAAGGAUGGAGAAGAUUAACUCGGAUUGCAUGCAAUGAGUUCGUAAAAUUGCUAGAUCCUUUUUCCACAAACCGUGACUUAGCUUGUUUUCGUAUUACAUUCGUUGAGCUUGGAGAUGAAAAAUUUAGGGUAUCUUGUAAUCCGAGCGACAAAAGAGUUACUGACUAAGCGUGCUCUUGAUUCAGUUCAAACUUCCACUUGUUAAAUUCGUUUCCAAUCGCACAA
This is a messenger RNA of Pocillopora meandrina, 2233 nucleotides long. Lineage: Eukaryota; Metazoa; Cnidaria; Anthozoa; Scleractinia; Pocilloporidae. The record is from the annotation of a GenBank genome assembly.